This is a messenger RNA of Hypanus sabinus (Atlantic stingray), 1443 nucleotides long. RefSeq names its product myosin regulatory light chain 2, smooth muscle minor isoform. The record is from RefSeq and is a predicted model, not a curated record. The coding region runs from base 164 to 682 and encodes 172 amino acids. Gene Ontology annotation, cellular component: cytoplasm. The transcript has 4 exons. Gene Ontology annotation, molecular function: calcium ion binding. NCBI's taxonomy places the organism in Eukaryota, Metazoa, Chordata, Chondrichthyes, Myliobatiformes, Dasyatidae.
UGAUAUCCCCCUCCAGUGAUUACCGGAAGCAGCCGAAGGCAUUUCCGGCGGUUGGGCCCGGUUCUGUGGUUAUCGGGGAAGUGGGGCGGCGGCAGUGUCGGUUGACUGCAGGAGUUGGAGUCUUAGUUCUUCGUGAGCUUGUCGGAUACAAUACACAGUCACCAUGUCAAGCAAAAAAGCCAAGGGAAAGACCACCAAGAAGCGCCCUCAGCGCGCAACUUCCAAUGUAUUUGCUAUGUUUGAUCAGUCACAGAUUCAAGAAUUCAAGGAGGCCUUCAACAUGAUUGAUCAGAAUCGUGAUGGCUUUAUUGAUAAAGAGGAUUUACAUGACAUGUUGGCUUCUCUUGGGAAGAACCCAACUGAUGAGUACCUAGAAGCAAUGAUGAAUGAAGCCCCAGGGCCCAUCAAUUUCACCAUGUUUUUGACAAUGUUUGGUGAAAAACUCAAUGGAACAGAUCCUGAAGAUGUAAUCAGAAAUGCUUUUGCCUGCUUUGAUGAAGAAGGAACAGGUUAUAUCCAGGAAGACUACCUGAGAGAUCUGCUGACAACAAUGGGAGAUCGAUUUACUGAUGAGGAAGUUGAUGAACUUUUCCGUGAAGCACCAAUUGACAGCAAGAGCAACUUCAACUAUAUUGAGUUUACCCGUAUACUGAAACAUGGUGCUAAAGACAAAGAUGACUAAAGAAGUCUAAAGCUUCUAUUCAUUCUUUUGGCAAAAUUUACAUCUAUUGGAUUAUAUUGCAUGCCUUCCAAAAUACUGCUUUUCUCAUAUUUAUAUUUUUCCAGUCAUGUUGGCACACUUUGCACAUGUUUGGAGUAAGUGCAAGAUAGGUGGCAGGGAACAAAGUAUAAAAGUGGAUCAUAAAUGAAAUGCCUUUUCUGAAACUUAUUUUUAAACUAAAAUCUUUUAAAAUUGUCAUCUUAGUGUGGUUUGCAGUACAAUAGGAAGGGAAAAUGUACCACACUCAGUAUAAUCUGAUCAAAGUAGUUCAGUUCAAAAAGAAAACUACUCUUAGAUUAAUUUAAGAUUAUGUCCUAUAAAAUGCAGCUUUUUGUAUUGGAGAUAAUGGUAUAAUGGUGAGAGCACUCAAUGUGCAAGUUUGAGUAUGUUGUCUUAUUUAGUUUAGAUGGCUCCUCUUAAAGCUAAAUUUGCUGAAAAGUCAUCUAAUCAGUCUGGUAUUUUGCAAUAUUUGAUUGCUGUAAAGCUUAGAGUGGAAUCUAUAGCUUGGUAUUAUGAAAAAUUUAUCCAAAGGACAAAACUUCGAUUUAAUGUUCAGAUUUUAUUCCGGUUUUUUUUCUGUUCUAUCUUAAGUAGUACCAAGAGUCCUGUGUGAUGCUGAUUGGUGUAGAAUUGUUUUGCCUUAUUCUUGAUUGUACUUCCUGUUCAGAUUUAUGUCCUUGUCAAAUAUCUGACUUGAAAAUAAAAGAGGAAAAUGCACUAAA